GCCGCCAUUGCGCCCAAGGAUGAGUUUUUCUAUAGCUUCCUGAAGCCUUGGUUAGGGGAUGGGCUUUUGAUCAGCAAAGGGAACAAAUGGAGCCGGCACCGCCGUCUGCUCACGCCUGCCUUCCACUUUGACAUCCUGAAGCCCUACAUGAAGAUUUUCAACCAGAGCGUGAACAUCAUGCACGCUAAAUGGCGGCGGCAUCUGGCAGAGGGCUCGGUGACCUCCUUUGACAUGUUCGAGCACGUCAGCCUCAUGACCCUGGACAGCCUUCAGAAAUGUGUGUUCAGUUACAGCAGUGACUGCCAGGAGAAAUUGAGCGAUUACAUCUCCUCCAUUAUUGAACUGAGCGCUCUGGUGGUGCGGCGCCAAUACCGCUUGCAUCACUAUCUGGAUUUCAUCUACUACCUCACUGCCGACGGGCGGCGCUUCCGCCAGGCCUGCGACACGGUGCACAACUUCACCACUGAAGUCAUACAGCAGCGGCGGCGGGCGCUGCGCGAGCUGGGUGCCGAGGCAUGGCUGAAGGCCAAGCAGGGCAAGACCUUGGACUUCAUAGACGUGCUGCUGCUGGCCAAGGAUGAAGAGGGGAAAGAAUUAUCUGACGAAGACAUCCGGGCUGAGGCAGAUACGUUCAUGUUUGAGGGUCAUGACACCACCUCUAGUGGGCUGUCGUGGGCGCUGUUCAACCUGGCGAAGUAUCCGGAGUACCAGGAGAAGUGCCGUGAAGAGAUCCAAGAAGUCAUGAAAGGCCGAGAGCUGGAAGAGCUGGACUGGGAUGACCUCACUCAGUUGCCCUUCACCACCAUGUGUAUCAAGGAGAGCCUUCGCCAGUUCCCGCCCGUGACCCUCAUCUCUCGUCGCUGCACAGAGGAUAUCAAGCUGCCGGACGGACGCAUCAUUCCCAAAGGAAUUAUCUGCUUGGUCAGCAUCUACGGGACCCACUACAACCCCUUAGUGUGGCCUGACUCUAAGGUAUACAAUCCGUACCGGUUUGACCCAGACAUUCCACAGCAGCGCUCCCCGCUGGCCUUUGUACCUUUCUCAGCAGGUCCCAGGAACUGCAUCGGGCAGAGCUUCGCCAUGGCAGAGAUGCGAGUGGUCGUGGCGCUGACACUGCUGCGCUUCCGCCUGAGCGUGGACCGAACCCGCAAGGUGCGGAGGAAGCCGGAGCUUAUUCUACGCACGGAGAACGGCCUUUGGCUCAACGUCGAGCCGCUACCCUCGCGGGCCGGAGUGCCCCGAGGCUCCACGGAACCUGAGGUUCAGGCUCCGCCCGCUCAGGCCUAGACCACGCCUCCAAAGGCCUGGAUCCGCCCCCAAGAUAUUGAGGACGUUGACUACGCUCCUCGAAAGCACUGGAGGACGAAGCUUUGUAGAGGAGCAGCUUGUUGGUGCUGACUUCGCCCCUCAGGACAAGACCCCAUCCUUGGGAUUUGGGUCAAAGUUCUGUCUUGAAUUACUCUCACCGGCCCUCAGCGUGUGGGCAUCAUGCUAGGCCCCGCCCCCUCGGGCAUGGGCUGCGGGGCCCCAGUUUAAAUCAGAUUACCCUGGCCCUGCGGAUUCCCAGGCCCGGCCCACAGAAACUUCCCCGGACCUAAGACUCACCGCUGGGGUUGUAUCCUCACUUUCCCACUGGCUAUGCCCAGGUUAGCUUCUAAACCGAGGAUUUAGAAGCUGGAGCCCGAGGCUGCAGUCCUGAAUCACAGCUCCAUGGAAGGACUGUUCAAGCUGAACCUCAGGACUUAGGCUGUUUGCUUUGUUGCCGUUUUUGUAAACCUAGACCCUUGCAAACCCCUUUCUCCUUGGUCGCGCCGUCCCUUUGCUGAGUUUUCUCAGGUUCAGGAGAGUAAGAGCAAGAGGAUCCACACACCUUCUGCCUCACCCUGUCCCAGAUGAGGAGACCAAGGUGGGGAGGCGGGCCUCUUGGCGGUCGGGACGCAACUGGGACAUAGUUGUUUGAUCUGGAACUAAACUCAGAUUUUUUUUUGGGACAAUUUGUGCGCUGUUUAUUUGGUCAAUAAUAAUUCAAUGUCUACUGGCAUGGGGCCAGGCAUAUAGCCUAGCCUAGUUCCUCCUUCUCAACAGAGAGGAGCAGAAGUUGAACAAUUAUACCUGUAAAUGAUCAUUUA
Messenger RNA from Rattus rattus (black rat), 2129 nucleotides. Its product is annotated as cytochrome P450 4F22. Gene Ontology annotation, molecular function: monooxygenase activity; oxidoreductase activity, acting on paired donors, with incorporation or reduction of molecular oxygen; iron ion binding. Bases 148 to 1287 code for a protein of 379 amino acids. Gene Ontology annotation, biological process: ceramide biosynthetic process. The transcript has 10 exons. The record is from RefSeq and is a predicted model, not a curated record. Gene Ontology annotation, cellular component: endoplasmic reticulum membrane. Lineage: Eukaryota; Metazoa; Chordata; Mammalia; Rodentia; Muridae.